UCUGGGCUUGUUGGGGAGGAACUGGAGCUGAGAGGAGGUGUGGACAGGCAGAGUCCUGGACCUUGGGCAGCAAAAGGGGGGGUUUUGCAGUUUUUGUUUCCUUGAUCGGCAGCUCAGUGGGGCCCUCCCGCUCGGACAUUCCGGAAAGUGAUGUGGGUAGGGUGGGUGGAGCGAGCAGCAGGUGCCAGAACACAGAUUGCAUAAAAGGCUGGAGGCUGUGAGGGGCAGGGGAAGGGAGUGUGACCAGGCUCAGGUCUGGAGUUUCAGCUUGGACAUCGAGCCAAGCAGACACGCAGCAGAAGCCGGGAGAGGCCAUCCUGCCGCCAGCCCCAGUUUCUCUCCUGUCUUCCGUCACCAUGGGGAGCAAUUGCAGCCCCCAACUCUGCCUGGUACCCUUGAUCCUGGGCCUCUUGUCUGGAGGUGUGAGCAUGACGCCAUUGCCUGAGGCCGGGUCCCAAAGCCCCUGCUCUCUGGAGGGAGUAGAGAUCAAAGGUGGCUCCUUCCGGCUUCUCAGGGCGGGCCAGUCACUGGAGUACCUGUGUCCUUCUGGCUUCUACCCAUACCCUGUGCAGAUUCGUACCUGCAGAUCCACGGGAUCCUGGAGCACCCUGCAGACCCAAGACAAAAAGAUUGUCAAGAGGGCCGAAUGCAAAGCAAUCCGCUGUCCCAGACCACAGGACUUUGAGAACGGGCAGUACUGGCCCCAGGCCGCCUACUACAAUUUGAGUGACGAGAUCUCUUUCAGCUGCUAUGAUGGUUACAAUCUCCGGGGCUCUGCCAAUCGCACCUGCCAAGCGACUGGUCGGUGGGAUGGGGAAACGGCCAUCUGCGAUGAUGGAGCGGGGUACUGCCUGAACCCGGGCAUCCCCAUUGGCACAAGGAAGGUGGGCAGCCAGUACCGCCUUGAAGACAGUGUCACCUACUACUGCAGCCGGGGGCUCACUCUACGUGGCUCCCAGCGGCGAACAUGUCAGGAAGGUGGCUCUUGGAGUGGAACGGAGCCUUCUUGCCAAGACUCCUUUAUGUACGACACCCCUGCAGAGGUGGCCGAAGCUUUCCUGUCUUCCCUGACAGAGACCAUAGAAGGAGUUGAUGCUGAGGAUGGGCACAGCCCAGGGGAACAACAGAAGAGGAGGAUUAUCCUGGACCCCUCGGGCUCCAUGAACAUCUACCUGGUGCUGGAUGGAUCAGACAGCAUUGGGUCCCGCAACUUCACAGGGGCCAAGAAUUGUCUCAGCAACUUCAUUGAGAAGGUGGCAAGUUAUGGGGUGAGGCCAAAAUAUGGUCUAGUGACAUAUGCCACAGACCCCAAAGUUUUGAUCAGAGUGACUGACCCAAAGAGCAGCGAUGCAGACUGGGUCACAGAGCAGCUCAACCAAAUCAACUACGAAGACCACAAGUUGAAGGCAGGGACUAACACCAAGAAGGCUCUCCUGGAAGUAUACAACAUGAUGAGCAGGGAAGUGAACAACCUCCCUGAAGCCUGGAACCGCACCCGCCAUGUCAUCAUCCUCAUGACUGAUGGCUUGCACAACAUGGGUGGGGAUCCAGUCUCUGUCAUUCACGAUAUCCGGGACUUGCUGGACAUUGGUAGAAAUCGCAAAAACCCCAGGGAGGAUUAUCUGGACAUCUAUGUGUUCGGGGUUGGGCCUCUGGUGAACCAAGACAACAUCAAUGCUUUGGCUUCCAAGAAGGAUAAAGAGCAACACGUGUUCAAACUGAAGGACAUAGAUAACCUGGAGGAUGUUUUCAUACAAAUGCUUGAUGAGACCCGGACUCUGGGUCUUUGUGGCAUGGUUUGGGAGCACAAGAAAGGUACUGACUAUCACAAGCAACCAUGGCAGGCCAAGAUCUCAGUCACUCGUCCUUCAAAGGGACAUGAGAGCUGUAUGGGUGCUGUGGUGUCUGAGUACUUUGUGCUGACAGCGGCACACUGUUUCACCGUGGAUGACGAGAAACACUCAAUCAAGGUCAGCAUGGGAGGGAAGAAGCAGGAGUGGGAGAUAGAAGAAGUCCUAUUUCACCCAAACUACGACCUCAAUGCGAAAAAAGCAAAAGGUAUUCCUGAAUUUUAUGACUAUGAUGUGGCCCUGAUCAAGCUCAAGAAGAAGCUCAAGUAUGAUGACACCAUCAGGCCCAUUUGUCUCCCCUGCACUGAGGGAUCGAAUCAAGCUUUGAGGCUUCCACAGUCAACCACGUGCCGGCAACAGAUGCAAGAGCUGCUCCCAGCAAAGGAUAUCAAAGCUCUGUUUGUGUCUGAGCUGUUUAAGGAACGUAAGAAGACACUGACUCGGAAGGAGGUCUACAUCAAGAAUGGGGAAAAGAAAACCGGCUGUGAGAGAGAUGCUCUACGUGCCAUAGGCUAUGACAAAGUCAAGGACGUCUCUGAGGUAGUCACCCCCAGGUUCCUCUGCACCGGAGGGGUGGCUCCCUAUGCUGACCCCAACACUUGCAAAGGUGAUUCUGGUGGUCCCCUGAUUAUUCACAAGAAGAGUCGCUUCAUUCAAGUUGGUGUGAUCAGCUGGGGCGUUGUGGAUGUCUGCAAGCGGCAGCAACAGGUACCUGCUUACGCCCGAGACUUUCACAUCAACCUCUACCAAGUGCUGCCCUGGCUCAAGGAAAAACUCCAAGAUGAGGAUCUGGGUUUUCUAUAAGGGGUUUCCUGUUGGAAACGGGCAUGAGAUCAAAUUAAAACAACUACGACAACA
This is a messenger RNA of Physeter macrocephalus (sperm whale), 2708 nucleotides long. RefSeq names its product complement factor B (gene CFB). The record is from RefSeq and is a predicted model, not a curated record. Gene Ontology annotation, biological process: complement activation; proteolysis; response to bacterium. The transcript has 18 exons. Gene Ontology annotation, molecular function: serine-type endopeptidase activity. Gene Ontology annotation, cellular component: extracellular region; extracellular exosome; classical-complement-pathway C3/C5 convertase complex. The coding region runs from base 357 to 2654 and encodes 765 amino acids. NCBI's taxonomy places the organism in Eukaryota, Metazoa, Chordata, Mammalia, Artiodactyla, Physeteridae.